CAACCUGAAUCAUACUCUGGCUGGCAAAACGGUGCUGCAAGAGGAUGACGAAUGGGAUCGAUCAACGAUCAACAUGCAACUCCACGCUUUUCACACCGACUUCUAAACACAAUCCCCUCCAUCACAGCACAGGUUUCUAACAUUUCGACAGACAAGCUAGCGAUCUCUCUCCUGCCUUUGAAGCUCCUUGAAAUAGUAAAUGACGGAAGUCUGAGACGCAUGCUGGGUGAACGAUACCUCCCGUGAAGACGGACGAUGGACCAUGCUCGCUUUACGUCUCGCCGACGGAGCGGCCAGGUCUAGGAGAGAGCGAGGCGGUAUCAUUUGCCCCUGGGAGGUAGAAGGGAUGGAUGACGACCUAAAGGGAGGUCUCACGGCCCUUACUGGCAGCGGGCAAGAAGCCGGCAAUGCAGAAGAGCAAGCUGGGAGAUCAGAAUUGGCUGUUCGUGAUGCCGAACCAAACGAUCCUUCGGGAGUGUCUCAAACCGGAUCUCUAGAGAACUCUGAGGAGAAGCUCUUUCCUGAGCGGGUCCACGCUGUCAUCUUCCCCCAAACCGAUCGACCGCUGAGGACAGGUCGUCGAAGGGAGACCGGGUUUCCAGGCCCGGUUACCGCCCAAACCAUCUCGCACACCAUCGACCAGCUCAUCGCACAAGAAAGAACGGUUGCUGGACAAGGCUACUUUCAUACGCCUCAAGAGCUAUUGGGUUUGCCUGAAGCCACCAAGAAACCGACCGGAAGCUGGGGUUUUGAAGAAGCUCUCGUCAAGCGUUUCCCAGCGCUUCGGAAACGCAACUUUGCUUGCGUGCAGGAACAUCAGGCCACAUCCUAUCAUUUCGACCUGAGACUGCAGAUUGACGGGGGUACCUUUUCCUGGGCGGUACCUAAGGGUUUCAUCGAUUUGAAACCUGGUUCAUGGCAUUACGCUGUGCAGACUCCAGUGCAUCCUAUCAGCUAUACUGUACAUGAAGGCAGUGAUGGCAGAGUAUUCAAGAAUGGUACACGCUGUGGUACCUUACUCUGGGAUAUAUGCUUGUAUAGCAUCGGAUCGCCCAACAUCGACCGUGAACAAAGUCCUGAGAGCGACAGAGAAGAGUCGGACGAACUUGGCAAGUUCGAAGAAGACAAGCUGAGGCAUGCUCUGUACGGUCGUUUGCCAAGAGCAAAGAAAUCGAGGUACAUCAAGCUAGUACUAAAGAACGGACGCAAGUUCACAUACCACUCAUUCACCAUCUUUCAAACCGACGCGACGUACGAUUCUCGCGGUAAUCCGAAGAAACAAUGGAUCAUCAAGCUGGGCCACGGAAUCACUGAACCGCACCAGUAUCCCAAGGAUGCGAUGAAGAGCGUCAAGACGGGCAGGCUGCUGGAGCAGGUGACCGCUGCUGGUCCGCAUUAUUGGGUACCCAGGCCUGAUGAGCAAUUGACCAACGUCGAAGAGGGCGAUCUCGGCGACCUGCAAUAGGAGACAUUUGCCGCUUGUGCAUGUAACGGUUUGGUUUCUAGAAGCGAUCAUCUCAUUGAUUCUGCUCAUUGUCUGUACAACGGCACGAAAUCGCUUAUCGCAGCUUCUUGUCUGCAAAGUAGUGCUAAAGAAAGCAGGAUGUCAGAUCACAGUCCGCUCAGCUGACAUACUAGAGGGUAGCCGUAUGUAGACAAACUCACCUUGAGAUAUCUCAUCUCGGCCACCGCUACACCAAUCAAGACCACGAUUUGCCACACGCUCCACCAAACUGCUCGCCCAUUGACCCUCUCACUAGCAUCUCUAAAUGUAGCUUCAAUCUCUCGCUGGUAUUGUUGCUCCCUUCGAACGGCCGAGACGCGGUCGU
Filobasidium floriforme is the source of this 1829-nucleotide messenger RNA. RefSeq lists its product as uncharacterized. The record is from RefSeq and is a predicted model, not a curated record. Bases 263 to 1465 code for a protein of 400 amino acids. NCBI's taxonomy places the organism in Eukaryota, Fungi, Basidiomycota, Tremellomycetes, Filobasidiales, Filobasidiaceae. The transcript has 7 exons.